This is a messenger RNA of Elaeis guineensis (African oil palm), 3055 nucleotides long. RefSeq lists its product as uncharacterized. NCBI's taxonomy places the organism in Eukaryota, Viridiplantae, Streptophyta, Magnoliopsida, Arecales, Arecaceae. The record is from RefSeq and is a predicted model, not a curated record.
CAUGUAACUGACCUUCCAUAUCCAUUCUUCCUUUAGAACAUCAUUCCUGCCAAAAAAAAAGCACGCGUGGUGUUGCCCACGGGAAACUAGUAGCCAGAUCGAGUCAUUUCUAGAAUGGUGGUUGGAAAUUCUCUGUAUCUUUCUCCUCCUCUUCCUCUUCUAAGCUGAUCCAACUCAUUCUUUUUGUUACAAUACAUGAGCAGAUCCGCUACGAAAAUGGCAUGCCGGGCAAUCGAGAGCUGGACCUUGUGCUCUCUGGUGGGGUCCUACGUCGAUCUUGCCCUCGCCUACCUCUUCCUCUGCGCCUCCACCCUCGCCUUCCUCGCCUCCAAGUUCUUGGCUGUGUUCGGGCUCGCGCUGCCCUGCUCCUGCAACGGCCUGUUCGGGCGACAGCCCCGCUGCCUUCAGGGCCUUCUCAUCGACUACCCUGCCAACAAGAUCGCGGCCAUCCACAUGUCCCUGCGCAGCCGAUUUCCCUUCGAUUGCCCCAGCAGAACCAGCGGCUGCCUUCGCUACGAUGUGAAGUUCAUGACUGAUGGCGGCGGCGGGCAGCGCCUUUCGGAGAUGGGCCGAGGGAAGGAGGAGUCGUGGGGCUCCACCUCUUAUGAUCCUCGCAGCUCCAAGGAUUUGAGCCUGGUGAGCCCUACGCCGGUGAGUGGACUGGAGUCGGUGGCCUCUCCGAGAAGAGCCUUCCUGGAUGUGAAGGGUAAAGGGGUUCUCCUCGGGAAGAGGCCACCGUCCGUCCUCCACCGGCGGCGCCGCCGGAGACCUCCUCUCAGUUGUCGAGGGAAGUCCCUGUCCGCUGCGUCCCCUUCUCCGCCUCUGCAAUUGGGUUGGCAACGGGAGGGCACUCUCUGCACGCCCUUCAGCAUCAACGGCCAAGGGCCGAUGUCUGAAGAAAACGGAGAUGGUCGUUACCUUUUUGAUGAAUGCCUUGGAUUGGUUGAAGGAGCUGCUUCUGCUAAUGAAUGUAAUUCUAUGGAGAAGGAUAUAUCAGCUAGUGCCAAAGACGUUGGUGGAUCCGAGGGAAAUGUCACUAGUGUUAUAAAAAAUUUGCAGCGGGCACUUAAAAAAGAGCAGUCUACUCAUGCGGUUCUCUCUCUUGAAUUGGAGAAAGAGAGGAAUGCUGCUGCUACGGCUGCUGAUGAAGCCAUGGCAAUGAUACUGCGUCUCCAGAAGGAGAAGGCAGAGAUUGAGAUGGAAGCUCGGCAGUACCGAAAUAUUGUUGAAGAGAAGUCUGCAUAUGAUGAAGAAGAGAUGUUGAUUCUAAAGGAGAUCAUUAUUAGGCGGGAGAGAGAGAAACAUGUCUUGGAGAAAGAAGUUAAAGCUUAUCGGCAAAUGAUGCUUGAUGGUGGCGAGCAGCAAUCUGACAGUGAUCUGCAUGAUAUGACACAGCUGAUGGGUCAGAGGUCUGGUUUUUCCUUUGAUCCAUUUGAUGAUCCUACAUCGUUGUUACAACAGAUCUAUGAAUCCAUUGAAAAGAAGGAAAAGGUGAACACGAUGUUCGAACAAGUAGGUGAUGAUGGGCCUUUAGUUGCAGAGAAACAAAGUUGCAGUACUGGUUUUGGCAGUGAAUCACUGUCACUGUCCUUGGAUGGAAAUGCUGGCUAUUCAAUUCAUGGGCAUGUUAAGAAGGAUGAUAGUAUCGAGAGGCAUCAGGAAGAAGUAUCAACCAUUGGAGGUGAAUGGAACAUUCAGUUUCAAGAGAAGGGCAUGGUCACAAUGCAAAACUUAUGUACGCUAAAUAGAUCCCAAGAAUGUGGGUCUCAUGAUGUUACCUCACAUUUGAUUGAUGAAGAUUGUGGAAGGGUCAGAGAAAUUGAGAUGAGACUUCCUUUGGAUAAAUUAUAUAGGGACAGUUGUCAAACAUCCGAUCAAAGAGAUGAUGGUUUAUCUCAGUUUGAGACUGAAGCAUGUACACAUGAUGUACAUGUCAUUGAUGACAAAAUUAAUUGGGAUGACAAGGGAAAUGAAAAGGAAAUGGACCUUUCUCGGACAGGACUUGUUUCGGGCACAUUUGGGGACAGUAUUAUGAAAAAUAAAUUAUAUGGAGAUAACUCUGUUUCCUGUACAACUAGUAAUUCAGUUACAAGGUGGACAAAUGGGGAACCAAACAUCCACAGAAGUUGCUCAGACAUGACAAAGGGCGGGCAAUUGAUGGAGAGUUCAUUUGACAAAGCUUCAUGUGUUGAUUUGAGGAGGCAUUCGGUGUCCGCAGUUGACUAUGAAAGGUAUAUACUAGAAAAUGAAGUUGAGCGAUUAAGGAAAAGACUAAAGAUCAUUCAACAAGGAAGAGAACAGAUGAGUUCUUCUGUAGAGCGCAAGGAGAAGGAAUCUGACCACUUGCUGCUCUUAGAGGAAAUAUCACAUCAACUUCAAGAGAUCACGCAAGUAACAAAACCUGAGAAAAAUGGUCGCCAGGCUUCUUUGCCACCUAUAUCAUCCAAGGUUAAUUUAAGAAAGAGGCGCUGUUGCUGUGUUUCUCGGGGACUGAAUGAUAGCACAUAAUUCAUGAAAAUUUAAAAAUCACAUGGUGGAUCAGAGCUGACACUUGAAUGGCUACAGCUUGGAAUAGGAUGAUUUUGUUUGCUUGAAGUUGUGGCGAUGCACUGUUUGAUUAGUCUUGUUAAUACUACAGAAUUUCUAAAAUAAUCUAACAAAAUGUGGGGCUUAACUGAGCUCAAUCAUUAUGUUCAGGAUCUACCUUGAAGAUGAUCAUGGGGGGUCAUAUAAACAGUCUGGUAGCCUUUUGGACAAACAUAUACUGCGGGACCUCACCUGUGAGCAAGACAUGAAUUAUCCCUUGGAAGUAUGUUCAUGGCUUUAAUUGAGGGAUUUGGCAUAGGCUUUCCAAUGGUGGUGCUUGUCUUGGGAUUUUCUGAUUUUGUACAGCUUUGCAUUGAGGUUUCAUAUAUACCAUUUGCGUUUGUAUAAGUGAAAAAGCUAGGAUUGAUGUCAGCUGUAUUGUUGUUGUUGCGUUUUUGUACCUCUGUGAACAGUAUUGGCUAUAAUUUGAUUAAUUAAGUCUAAUGAACAAAUUUUCUAUCAAGCAAAA